Molecule: messenger RNA, 687 nt
Organism: Diabrotica balteata
Lineage: Eukaryota; Metazoa; Arthropoda; Insecta; Coleoptera; Chrysomelidae
Source: the annotation of a GenBank genome assembly
AUGAGUGUAUUAGUUAAAGUUGCAGAGCGAUUGGAAAAUUUGAAUAUAGAUUUAUGUCUUCCAAGAGUGAAUAAAUUCAUGAAAAAUCGACCUAAUCCAGAUAUUCAUUCCUCCACAGAAUACUUUCGAAUAACGAUAUAUAUUCCUUUACUUGAAAGUAUCAUUUCCGACAUUGAGUGUCGUUUCCAGCAAGAAACCAUGGAUGUAUUUAAUCUGCAAAUAUGUGUUCUUGCUAUAUUAAUUCAUUUAAAUGGAGAUGACAUCCAUUCCGCCGUAGAAAUUUUGAUUGCAAAAUAUGGAAGUUUGUUUGAGACAGUUAGAGACGUGCUGAAGUCAACUUUUCUUGCAGAGCUACAUUUAUUGAAAAUGAGAUGGAAACACAGCAAAGAAUCGGAAAUUCCGAGCGAUGAUCUAAAUGCUCUCAUACAAUGUGAUGAAAUGAUGUAUCCAAUCAUUAAUAAAAUUUUAAAAAUAUUGUGUACUCUUCCAGUAAGUAUUGCAUCUGAAGAGAGGAGUUUUUCAGGACUGAGAAGACUUAAGAGUUGGCUGAGGGCCAAUAUGAGUGAAGAACGGUUAACUGGCCUUGCACUAAUGCAUUUCCACAAGGACAUUGUUUUUAACGAAGACAAUAUAAUAGAACGUUUCGCUAAAAGUGGAGUGAGCCGAAACAUAGAGUUCGUCAUGUAG